Molecule: messenger RNA, 2915 nt
Organism: Actinia tenebrosa (Australian red waratah sea anemone)
Lineage: Eukaryota; Metazoa; Cnidaria; Anthozoa; Actiniaria; Actiniidae
Product: dolichyldiphosphatase 1
Biological process (GO): lipid biosynthetic process; protein N-linked glycosylation
Cellular component (GO): intracellular membrane-bounded organelle; endoplasmic reticulum membrane
Molecular function (GO): dolichyldiphosphatase activity
Source: RefSeq, a predicted model, not a curated record
UCCAAGAUGGCGGCAGAUGCCACGUUCAGGCAGUCUUGCCAAAGAUCCCAUGAUAACCUAUUCUUUGACUAUAUUGGAGACAAUCCAAAAUGGAAACCCAUUUCUUUAACACACGUAGAAUAUCCUAAAGGUGACUAUCUUGGCCUUGCUCUAGCAUGGUGCAGUCUAAUGCCUAUUCAUAUCGUUGUUGGAAUGAUUACAUUAAUCAUAUUUCGUAGAGAAUUACACACAAUAAGCUUUUUUGGUGGUCUAGGAGUAAAUGAAAUUCUUAAUGCUGUGGUAAAGCACACACUAGCACAGCCACGGCCAUGUGCAGAUCAUAUGUAUGAACAUCCAUCAUAUGGAAUGCCUUCAAAUCACUCACAAUUUAUGGGCUUUUUUGCUGUUUAUAUGGUACUGUUUAUAUAUUGUAGGUUACAUUAUUCACAAUCCACAACCAUGUGGGAUGAUCUUCUAGACAAUUUAUGGAAGCAUGCAGUGGCUACAGGAACAAUAUUACUUUCGCUAGCAGUGGCAUUCAGCAGGGUUUACCUGAGAUACCAUGAUAUAAACCAAAUAUCUGCAGGGCUCGUCAUAGGAGGUGCUAUGGGUGUGGCCUGGUUCAUAUUUACCCAGACAGUCCUAACACCAUUGUUCCCCGUCAUAACUGCAUGGCCCGUGGCAGAAUACUUGAUGAUAAGAGAUUCAACCCUCAUACCCAGUGUCAUGUGGUUUGAAUACACACAAUCAAGGGCAGAGACCAGGAAACGGCAAAGGAGAGGCUCUCAUAACAGCUACUAUAAAUCCCAUAGUCAGUGAGAAAAAUGACAGCAAGAUGAGUGUCUGAGAGUCAGAUGAUGCACCUUGAUUGAUUAUAAAAUAUUCAAUCAAUUCACUGGCGAACAAGAAUGGCCAUCUAUUAUCAAGUUCCUUAAUCAUGAACCUGUGAUAGAAAAGCUAUGCCACAUGAAGAAUUAUGAUUAACAAUACUGACAGAAGAUAAACCCCUCCCAUCUUGUCAAUCAGCACCAGGAGAAAGAGCAUAUCUGAUUUGUGACCAUGGAUGAAAUUAUGGGUGAAAUUUCAUUGCAGUGAGAAUCGAAGAAUGAUUACUAAGCUGGUCUUAAAGUUCUUUCAUGAAUUUAAUGUGCAUCAAGCUUGUGGAGAAAAGAGAACCACACAGAUGUAUUCUUUGAUCAAUCUUCAAGCAGAAUAUCCAAAGAAUUCAUGUUAUCAUUAUCAAUAAUGAGAUAAAAAUUGCUGAUUGGAAUUCAAAUGUAACAGUACUAAUACCAAUUAUUGAAUGAAGAACAGUGACUUCACUUUCAAAAAUUGACAGCAAGCAAACAGCUUCAAAUAUAGACUGUUAAAAAUCCCUUUUCUCUCCAGACUCAGUCAAUUUGUUUCCUCUUUGAGAUGCAGAGAGAAAAAAAUGUGACUCAGUCUGGAGAGAAAAUAGGAACAAUCUUCUCCAAAUACUACCACUGCUAUUAUGUCAUUGAUAUUUAUAUGAAUAUUAUUAAGGAAAACAAACUGCAUUUAGACUCUUCAGUGACUUCUAUGAGCAUGCACUCUGAUUGGAUAGUGUGCAUUUUGGUGCUUUCUGAUUGGUUGAAGUGUCAUAAGCACACCAGGAUUGAAAGAUAAUAAGGGAUAGUUGCAUGGACUGAACCUUGAAGUUUUGUCUAGAUUCUAUUAUUUACCUUGCCUGGCCUUAUCUUCUUUUAUUUCCCAACCUAUUUCCAGAUUAAAAUGAUGACCAAUAUCUGGGUAAAAUUGGCACUUGUCUGGCCAAAUAAUGAUCAAUUUGAUGUGGCCGGUCAUUAUGACCAGCCAUUGAGCAGUCAUUAUUUUUAGAAUCUCUAUUGCUUUAUUGCCUUAACAACACAUCAACAACAAUACUUGUUUCUGAUUGGUUGAUUGGCUGUCAAUUCCUAUUAAUUGGUGCAAUUAAUUCCUUACAUGCACAGUUUGAAUGAUUACCAAAUAUUUUUGCCAAUUUAUAUAUCAUAAACAGAUUUUUUGAAGAUGUGUUAUUAAUAGGAAAUACCAUCUUAGUUCUCAAAGAAUUAAUGAAAAUACUGUACCACUUGUAUUUGAUGUAAGGGUCACUUUAUACUGCUCAUGCUAACCACUUGUGGUAUUAAGCCAACUUCCAUCAAAUGCACAUUUAUUUUCCUUUAAUUCUUUUCCAUUAAUGAUUAUGAGCGUUUUCACUCACAUGACGUGACAGCCAUAUUAGUGUACCAAACAAGAGAAACUUUCUGCACAGUWUUUGCAUAAAAAUAGAGUUCAAUUCCCAGAGGAUAGAAAAUGUAUUGUUUUGGUACACCAACAUGGCCGAUGUGACGUCACUUGAAAACACUCUAUUACCUAAGCUAAUCAUGGCCUGCCCAUGUAUCAUUUCUUUGAAAUACAGACUGUUCAUUUGCAUGUUAUCUAUGGUAAACAAAGGAAUAGUACCCAAGGGAAUGACACAAUAUUGAAUAGGGAAAAGUGUACAGGCCUAUCAAUAUCUGGCAUUUUCUAGACAUCCAGUAUUGCAGUGAUUCUUACCAUGAAAGGAAUUGCUGUACAUCAUCUGAAAUCUAUUUUAAAUUCUAAUGAACAAAUGACAAUACACUGUGCAACCAGUUGCUGAAUCCCACAUCCCAGCUGUUGUCAAAGUACAUGUGUAGUCCACAUUAUUUCACGAUCAUUAAUAACAUAUUAAAGAUUAGGAAUGAAUGAAUUAAUCAAGAAACAUUAUAGAAAAAUUAUCUUAUUAGUAAAGGUAUUAUCCCUCGUCCCCUAGUGAUAAAAUCUAAGUUCAGAAGGGGUUGGGAGGGUAACUAUAUUCUACAUAGAUAUUCAUUAUAGUCAUUUUUUUAAUUAGACUCUAAGUUUCUGAAAUUAUUAGUYGUUUUUACUUAAUUAAUAGAUUGUCUUACUCUCAA